Messenger RNA from Onychomys torridus (southern grasshopper mouse), 2286 nucleotides. RefSeq names its product histamine N-methyltransferase (gene Hnmt). The record is from RefSeq and is a predicted model, not a curated record. Lineage: Eukaryota; Metazoa; Chordata; Mammalia; Rodentia; Cricetidae. The coding region runs from base 120 to 995 and encodes 291 amino acids. The transcript has 7 exons. Gene Ontology annotation, molecular function: N-methyltransferase activity.
AAGCCAGCGAACUUCUUCUGGACAACGAAUACAGGACCAGCUGUUGUUUGUCCUAGAUUUUAGCAACUGCAGGUUUCUGAAAGUGCUGUGUGGUCUUGUGGCAAUCCUGGGAACCCAAUAUGGCAUCUUGCAUGAGGAGCUUGUUUUCUGAUCACAGCAGAUACGUUGAAUCUUUCCGGAGGUUUCUAAAUAAUUCCACGGAACACCAGUGCAUGCAGGAAUUCAUGGACAAGAAGCUGCCAGGCAUAAUAGCAAGGAUUGGAAAGACAAAAGCAGAAAUUAAGAUUCUGAGCAUAGGCGGAGGAGCAGGUGAAAUUGAUCUUCAGAUUCUCUCCAAAGUCCAGGCUCAAUACCCAGGAAUCUGUAUCAACAACGAAGUUGUUGAGCCAAGUGCUGAGCAAAUUGUCAAGUACAAAGAGCUUGUAGCCAAGACAUCAAACCUGGAGAACAUAAAGUUUGCUUGGCACGAGGAGACAUCAUCUGAAUAUCAGAAACGAGUGCUGGAAGAAGAGCCUCAGAAGUGGGACUUUAUUCACAUGAUUCAGAUGCUGUAUUACGUAAAGGAUAUCCCACAUACCCUGAGAUUCUUCCAUGGUCUCUUAGCUGCUAAUGCUAAGAUUCUCAUUAUUCUUGUGUCAGGAACUAGUGGCUGGGACAAGCUAUGGAAAAAGUAUGGAUCCCGUCUACCCAGAGAUGACCUCUGCCAGUACGUCACAUCCUCUGAUCUCACUCAGAUACUGGAUAACCUGGGGAUUAAGUAUGAGUGUUCUGACCUUUUGUCCACCAUGGACAUAACAGACUGUUUUAUUGAUGGUAAUGAAAAUGGAGAGCUGCUUUGGGAUUUUUUAACAGAAACCUGCAACUUUAAUAAAACAGCACCACCAGAUCUCAAAGCAGAAAUUAUGAAAGAUCUUCAAGAACCUGAAUUUAGUGUUAAGAAAGAGGGGAAGGUACUUUUUAACAAUAAUCUGAGUUUUAUAGUGGUUGAGGCAUAAGUAUAAAUCAUAAGAGUGUUCAAAAUGAACAAUUGUGAUUGUUUAGAACACCCUUAUUUUGAACAAUUGUUUGUUUACAUGUCAAAUACAUAUUUACAUAUUAAAGUUAAAAUUAAUCUUAGAAUUAGGAUAUAAUAUUUUCUCUUAUAAAUGAAAUCUACAAAUUUUCAAGACAUUCUUGAGUUUCCACCAGAAUCAUGUGGGACACUUCCAGUUAUCACUUGUCCUUGAAACAUAGCAUUCAGGCUAAGUACUUCCUAACUGGAAACAUGUGGCUUGGCUUGCUGAUAAUAAACUUCUCUCCAUCAUCUUAUUGUACUGGAAAUUCUUAGAAUAGUGAUGAAAUAUGUGCCAUCUAUAUUUUGAAUAAUAGCAAAAUAACAUUUAUUGAUUCUUUCAUUACAAAAAGUUGAUAUAUCUCCACUUGUAAAGAAGUGUUUGUCUUCCUAUUUUUCCUAUGGUAAUUUCUAUCACGUCUUUUAUUAAUAUCAUCAUAAAAUUAGAGGCUGGUGGGAUGGUUUUUCCAGAAGCCCUGGGUUCUGGAAAAGCCCUGGGUUCUGGGCAGAUUUCAGCAUGCAUAUUCUACACCUCACAACAGACUGUGACACCAGCCCUAUAGAAUCUGAUGCCAUAUUCUAGCCUUGCAGGCAUCAACACUUAUGUGCACAUACCACUCCCACACACAUAAUUAAGAAUAAAACAAUCUUUUAAAAAGAUUACAAAAUUGGCUCUUUGUCAUGUGAUUUUUCUACACUACCUAAGCUAUAACCAUCUUUUCUCUUUUUGAUAUACUGAAACUACAUUUUGUGUGAAUCAAUUUAGUUCACAUUUUCCUUUUCUCAGUUUUAGUUUUUGAAACAUUUUAAAGGGUCUUAUAAAGUUUAAAAUACAAAUACUUUUGUAAUAAUUUCAUAACUUCAUUCAAAGUUACCUUUGGACAGUAGGAUUUCAGAGAAUUUGGGGAUACUUAUUUGAUAUUCUUAUUUUAUUUUAAAUAAACCUCUAUUAUUCUUAAAAGAAUAAUAUAUUGUAAGUCAGUAAAUAAGUAAUAAUUCAUAAAUGUAGUGGUAUUUGGUCUAUUCAUGACCUUGGGCUAUAUGGCCCAAAGGAGGUGAUGCUCCAUGACCUCUUAUAAAGAGUUAGAGAAGAGUCACAUGACCCGUCUCCCUGCUCCUGCCUACAAGGUGGAUUUGCUCCUGGUCAGAUAAGAAGAUAACUUCUGCUGUCUAUUCUGUUCUGUAAUCAUGAGUGUAUUUCCUCAUUUAAUAUCUUAAUAAAUUCUGUUAUCCAU